GCACUCGCUACAUUUAAGAGAGCAGCGUGAAGCUUUAUGUUUGAUUUUCCCCUCUGCAUGUUGGAGCAAAAUCAGGAGGCAAAGAAACCUGCUGGGUUCAUGUUGCAGAGGGUGGAGAAGAAGAGCUGGCAGCCGGACAAAUCAGGAGUGUUGGGGGGGAGAAACUAGAGUAAAAAGGUGGAAAUCACAGAUAAAUACAAGAAAGGCAAGGUUGCUGAGUUGAUUUGAGUUUCCAGACAGGAAUUAGUCAAAAAAGAGACGGUUAGUCAGAGGUAGUGAGUGGAUGAAAGAGCAGACGUCUGAAAAUUGCUGCAGGGCAGCGGGAGUGACUGUGGGCGGGGAGAGAGGAAGUGUGGUCGACAGGAGAGGAAUUUAAAGUCUCAUUGUUCUGGAAGAGCAGAGGCAGCGAGAGCCGAGGAAGAGGAGGACGACAUGGACGCGAGCGCAGCCGUGGAAAAGAUGUCUCUCAGAGGUGCAGGGGCCUGUCUGGUUUGUAAAAGCAGCUGCUCUGGAUUUCAGCCUCAUUCCUGGAGACCUCCCCGCCUCUGCGGGGCUCUGUCCAGGAAAGCCUGCGCGGCGUGCGGCUGCAGCACGGUCGACCACGCGGCUCCGGACGGCGACGCGGAGGACGAUCAGCGGAUGGGACGCCUUCUCGGAGACUCGCCAUGCUCCCACCUCACCGCAAAGGUCAAAGGGGGCGGCGGCCUUCGUGUGUACAAGAGAAACCGAAUGAUUGUGACGAACCCGGUGGUGUCGCGCAAAGACCCGACUUUCAACACCACCACGUACGACUGGGCGCCGGCCGGACUCAACCAGAAACUGGCCAUGCAGUACAUGGAGCUGCUGCCUGAGAGCCAGCGUCCCGUCUCUGGGACGCCCGGAGCCCGGCAGCGCCGCAGGCAUCUCCUCAGCCAGCUCCCGGUCUACGAUCAGGACCCCAUGAAGUGUCAGAGUCUGGGCAGCGAGGACGAGGUUUCGGCCAUGAUUCUGUUCGUGAAACAGUUCAAACUGGAGGUUCUGGGAGUCGGGGAGGUCGGCUUACCUGGAGAGGCCGGCGCUCUGAAAGAAGCAGCUGCUCAGCGGACAGCAAAAGAGGUCAAAGAUCGCGGCGACAAGGCAGAGGCCGUGCAGCACCAGAAUCAGAGCGUGAGCCGCGGCGCCGCCUCCUCUGCUGUGAACGGAACCGACGACAAAACUGAAUAUCGGUGUACUGGUUGCCACAGAGACGUCUCGAAGGACAGUCCGGUUGUUUACGCAGAGCGCGCAGGUUACCAUGACGCCCUGUGGCACCCCACCUGCUUUGUGUGCUCAGAGUGCGGCCACGGCCUGGCGGACCUGGUCUACUUCUGGUCCAAUCAGAAGCUGCUCUGCGGACGGCAUUACUGCGAGUCGGUGUGGCCGCGCUGCUGCGGCUGCGACGAGCUCAUCUUCUGCAAGUCGUUCGUCACGGCGGAAGACGGACGGACGUGGCAUCCGCAACACUACUGCUGCUGGAAGUGCGGCCAGAGCCUGGAUUCGCCCUGUCAGCACUGACGAAACACAUCACAAGCAGAUGUGAUUAUUAUUACUGCAAAUCAAGUGCAACAUGGCUCUUUCUGUUUGUAGACAGUUUUAACAUGUAAAUCCUAAGUAAUAAAGAGCUGAAUUAUGUUUUUAGCUGA
Messenger RNA from Poecilia reticulata (guppy), 1661 nucleotides. RefSeq names its product LIM and cysteine-rich domains 1 (gene lmcd1). Gene Ontology annotation, molecular function: zinc ion binding. Lineage: Eukaryota; Metazoa; Chordata; Actinopteri; Cyprinodontiformes; Poeciliidae. The record is from RefSeq and is a predicted model, not a curated record.